AUGGAUUAUCUUACAAAAUGCAAGGGGCUGCAACUAAAUCAUCUCUGCUUUGCAGAUGAUGUAUUAUUGUUUUGCAAAGGGGAGCUCCAAGCUAUAGUACUGAUGUUGAGAGGACUACAAAGCUUCUCAAAUGCAUCUGUACUUACUACAAAUGCUGCAAAAUCUAAUAUCUUCAGUGCAAAUAUGGAUGAACAAUGCUUGCAAGACAUAUGUGAGUUGACAGGUUACAAGAGGGGAUCCCUACCUUUAAGAUAUCUUGGGGUACCUAUAUCACCAAAGAAACUUGCAGCACUGGAUUGUGAAAUCUUAGUGAAUAAGAUGACAAUGAUGAUUAAAAGCUGGGGGACUAGAAACUUAUCAUAUGUAGGGAGAGUUUUACUAGUAAAUGUAGUACUAAUGCACAUACACUCUUACUGGGCAUCCAUCUUUGUGCUGCCUAAGAAAGUGAUUAAAAGCAUUAUAGGAGUAUGUAUGAGUUUCUUGUCGGAUGGGAAAGUCCACACUAAUAAGUCAUAUCUAGUAGCAUGGGACUUGGGAUGCAGGACAAAAAGACAGGGAGGCUUAGGGGUACAUGAUACUGCUGCCUGGAAUGAAGCAGCUAUAGCAAAGUAUGUCUGGAAUAUAGCAGCCAAAACAGAUAUUAUGUGGGUCAGAUGGCUAACUACAAGUGGAGUUUAUACACAAAGUAAUGGCUAUAGCUGGAAGAAAGGGGCUAUGGAACACUGGCCUUGGCGAGGGUGGGUAUGGAAUAAGAUGAACAUGCCUAAACACAACCUAAUCUGUUUGUUAGUAGCACAUAACAGACUCUUGACGAAAGAUAGACUGAAACAUAUGGGAAUUAGCAAAGACAGCUUAUGUGAGAUAUGUGGAGCUGCAGAAGAAACAGUUGCUCAUUUGUUCUUUGAAUGUCCACUUGCGAGGAGGUACACGGAAGACACUCUGAGAUGGUUAAACAUAGACAUUAGGAAUAUGGAGCUGCGAGGGUUAGGCAGAAGAAUGACCAGACAAGUUAAAGGCAAAAUAUGCAGGGCAAUUGUGUUGGCCAUACUAGCAGCUGUAGUUUAUAACAUACGGAGAGCAAGGAACUUAGCACUUUGGGAACAUAAGGUGAUACGACCUGGGCAGCUAUGCAGUCAGAUAAAGCAAGAUUGUAAGCAUAAAUAA
Messenger RNA from Nicotiana attenuata, 1164 nucleotides. RefSeq lists its product as uncharacterized. Lineage: Eukaryota; Viridiplantae; Streptophyta; Magnoliopsida; Solanales; Solanaceae. The record is from RefSeq and is a predicted model, not a curated record. Bases 1 to 1164 code for a protein of 387 amino acids. The transcript is spliced from 2 exons.